Molecule: messenger RNA, 446 nt
Organism: Terrapene triunguis (Three-toed box turtle)
Lineage: Eukaryota; Metazoa; Chordata; Testudines; Emydidae
Gene: APELA
Product: apelin receptor early endogenous ligand
Exons: 4
Coding region: 145-309 (54 amino acids)
Biological process (GO): apelin receptor signaling pathway; heart development
Molecular function (GO): apelin receptor binding
Source: RefSeq, a predicted model, not a curated record
UUGCUGGAAAAUGCAUCUGGCAGUUCACUCUGGAGCUUGUCAUUAGAAUGUGAGCAGAGACACAGAUACUGCAGAGGCAUUUCAAGGAUUUUUUGAUUUGCUGCAAGUAUUAUAAAUAUUUCACCUAUUUUGUGUGACUGCAAAAUGAGAUUCCAACAGCUCCUUUAUAUCUUAUUUUUUCUCUUGAUGAGUCUACUCCUUAUCAAUGGACAGAGGCCAGCUAACCUGGCCCUGCGCAGAAAGCUGCACAGACACAACUGCUCCCACAGGCGAUGUAUGCCUCUCCACUCCAGAGUGCCCUUCCCCUGAGUGGCAUCUAGAGACCCCAACCACAAUCAGGACCACAUUGUAGCUGGACAUACCUAUGAAAGAAGAAUGAAAGAGGAAACCAGUCAAGAAAAUGUGAUGUGAUAGCUGCAGCAUUCUAAUCAGUGCAGGUGUCUAUG